Populus trichocarpa (black cottonwood) is the source of this 1750-nucleotide messenger RNA. Its product is annotated as isocitrate dehydrogenase [NADP]. Gene Ontology annotation, biological process: isocitrate metabolic process. The record is from RefSeq and is a predicted model, not a curated record. NCBI's taxonomy places the organism in Eukaryota, Viridiplantae, Streptophyta, Magnoliopsida, Malpighiales, Salicaceae. Gene Ontology annotation, cellular component: mitochondrion. The transcript has 16 exons. Gene Ontology annotation, molecular function: NAD binding; isocitrate dehydrogenase (NADP+) activity; magnesium ion binding. The coding region runs from base 120 to 1406 and encodes 428 amino acids.
GGCACCGAUAUAAAAAAACAAACUCACUCAGACAGACACGCUCCACCCAACGAUCAUUUUGCCUCGUUUUUUCUUACGUCUCUUAAUUUCCAACGAGUAGUUGUAGUUGUAGUUGUUUUAUGAUUGCAGUGAUCACGCAGAGACAGCAAGUGAAAAUGGCAUUCGAUAAAAUUAAGGUCACCAAUCCCAUCGUUGAAAUGGACGGAGAUGAAAUGACUAGAGUUAUUUGGAAAUCAAUCAAGGACAAGCUUAUUUUCCCAUUUUUGGAUUUGGAUAUCAAGUAUUUUGACCUUGGCCUGCCUAAUCGGGAUGCUACAGAUGAUAGAGUUACCGUUGAAAGUGCUGAGGCGACUCUCAAAUAUAAUGUGGCUAUUAAGUGUGCAACAAUAACUCCAGAUGAAGGCCGUGUUAAGGAGUUUAACUUGAAAAAUAUGUGGAAGAGUCCAAAUGGGACAAUUCGCAACAUUUUAAAUGGUACGGUUUUUAGAGAACCAAUUAUCUGCAAAAACAUUCCAAGGCUUGUUUCAGGUUGGACCAAGCCAAUCUGCAUAGGAAGGCAUGCCUUUGGUGACCAGUACAGAGCAACUGAUACAGUUAUCCAAGGACCUGGCAAACUGAAGCUAGUAUUUGUACCUGAUGGACACAAUGAAAAGACAGAGUUUGAGGUUUUCAAGUUCAAAGGAGCUGGAGGUGUAGCUCUGUCCAUGUAUAACACUGAUGAGUCCAUCCAGGCUUUUGCUGAAGCUUCAAUGAAUACUGCUUACUUGAAAAAGUGGCCACUUUAUCUUAGCACAAAAAAUACCAUUCUUAAAAAAUAUGAUGGAAGAUUCAAGGACAUAUUCCAGGAAGUUUAUGAAACUCAAUGGAAAUCCAAGUUUGAGGCUGCAGGAAUUUGGUAUGAACAUCGUCUCAUCGAUGAUAUGGUUGCUUAUGCUCUCAAAAGUGAAGGGGGUUAUGUAUGGGCAUGUAAAAAUUAUGAUGGAGAUGUGCAGAGUGAUUUCUUAGCCCAAGGAUUUGGAUCUCUUGGGUUGAUGACUUCAGUAUUGGUGUGCCCAGAUGGAAAGACAAUUGAAGCAGAAGCAGCCCAUGGCACGGUUACUCGCCAUUACCGUGUUCAUCAGAAAGGAGGUGAAACCAGCACCAACAGCAUAGCAUCGAUUUUUGCUUGGUCAAGUGGUCUUGCACACAGGGCAAAGUUGGAUGGCAAUGUCAAACUAAUGGAUUUUACUGCAAAACUAGAAGCAUCCUGCAUUGGAGCUGUCGAGUCAGGGAAGAUGACCAAGGAUCUUGCACUUCUUAUUCAUGGUCCCAGAGUUAGUAGGUCUCAAUUUCUGAAUACAGAGGAGUUCAUUGAUGCUGUAGCUGAGGAGCUUAGGGCAAGAUUGUCAGUCAAAGCAAAGCUGUAAAAUUAUGGCUUCUAACUUGGCAAUAAUAUUUACCCAGAAGUUGGGUUCAACUCGAGGCCUGGAAAGGGACUACCAAAGACCGGGCAGCCUGGGGGGAGAUUGAAUGGGGUUCUUCUCGAAAUGUGUUUGAAGUGAAUAAGCAUGAUAUCUCAUGAGAAUUGAUGAUUGAUUGCUCUCUUGGACACUGCUACUGUUAUUUCUAUGAAUUCAGUUCUUAAAUUUCAUUUCCUUUGUGGCCAAGUAAAAGCGAAGAAAGACAGGCAACUCUUCUUGCCUUGGAUUGUGCGAUAAUUUUUCCAAGCAAUUACUUCCGAUAAAUUAUAUAUGCUUUGAGGUUUCAUCUA